Messenger RNA from Solanum dulcamara, 3832 nucleotides. Its product is annotated as probable alpha,alpha-trehalose-phosphate synthase [UDP-forming] 7. Gene Ontology annotation, molecular function: catalytic activity. Bases 377 to 2932 code for a protein of 851 amino acids. NCBI's taxonomy places the organism in Eukaryota, Viridiplantae, Streptophyta, Magnoliopsida, Solanales, Solanaceae. Gene Ontology annotation, cellular component: cytosol. The transcript is spliced from 4 exons. The record is from RefSeq and is a predicted model, not a curated record. Gene Ontology annotation, biological process: trehalose biosynthetic process.
UAGAAAGAGAGGGUAUGAAAGAUGAAUAUAUAUAUAUAUAUAUAAAAAUAUAUAUGUAUAGAGAGAGAAAGAAAGAGUAAGAGAGACUAAACCCUAGAUUUCAUUCUGACUGAAAGCAGAGUGUUUUGUAUUUUGACCAACAAAAAGCUUUGUUACAUCAAUUUUUUCCGUCAUUAUAUACAAAGAUCCUUUUGAAUUGUACUCCGUCUGAUAAUCAAGAACAGGCUAUUGGGUUUGGUUGGGUGUGAUACAUUCUGAGGAAGUUAUUUUGAUAUAUGUGGUUUUAGUUUGUUGAAGAGAAAAAAAGGUUUCUGUUUGACCUGUCUUCUUAUUUGAGGAUCUUGCUGAAGGAGUUUUUGCAAAAAGGCUUGUAAAGAUGAUGUCCAAAUCGUAUACCAACUUGUUAGAUCUUGCAUCUGGGAAUUUCCCGGUGAUGGGGCGCGAGAAGAAGCGGCUGCCACGGGUAAUGACAGUUGCUGGAGUUAUUUCUGAGCUCGAUGAUGAUCAAGCUAAUAGUGUUACAUCAGAUGUUCCAUCAUCAAUUGUUGUAGAUCGAAUAAUUAUUGUGGCUAAUCAGCUCCCUGUAAAAGCUAAGCGUAGGUCGGAUAAUAAAGGAUGGAGUUUUAGUUUGGAUGAGGAUUCAUUGUUGUUGCACAUAAAAGAUGGUUUGCCUGAUGAUAUGGAAGUUAUCUAUGUUGGUUCUUUGAAGGUUGAGGUUGAUUCAAGCGAACAGGAUGAUGUUUCACAGUUACUGCUGGAUAGGUUUAAAUGUGUUCCUGCUUUUCUCCCUCCACACAUCUUAUCUAAAUAUUAUCAUGGUUUCUGCAAACAGCAUUUAUGGCCGCUUUUCCAUUAUAUGCUUCCGUACUCUGCCAGUCAUGGCAGUCGAUUUGAUCGGUCAUGGUGGGAGGCAUAUGUUGCAGCAAACAAGAUAUUUUCCCAGAAGGUGAUUGAGGUGAUAAAUCCCGAGGAUGAUUAUGUCUGGAUCCAUGAUUAUCAUCUAAUGGUUUUACCUACAUUCUUGCGUAGGCGUUUCAAUCGGCUGCGAAUGGGGUUCUUUCUGCAUAGCCCUUUUCCUUCAUCAGAGAUAUAUAGGACUCUUCCAGUGAGAGAAGAAAUCCUCAAGGCCCUACUGAAUUCUGACUUGAUUGGUUUCCAUACAUUCGAUUAUGCACGGCAUUUCCUAUCCUGCUGUAGUCGUAUGUUGGGAUUAGAGUAUCAGUCAAAGAGGGGUUACAUUGGGCUUGAAUACUUCGGACGGAUAGUGGGGAUCAAGAUUAUGCCAGUUGGGAUACACAUGGGGCAGAUUGAAACUGUCCUUCAACUAGCUGAUAAAGCGUCGAGAGUUGGAGAACUUAAGCAACAGUUUGAAGGUAAAACUGUUUUACUUGGUGUUGAUGAUAUGGACAUUUUCAAAGGUGUCAAUUUGAAACUUCUUGCAUUGGACGAAAUGUUAAAACAGCAUCCGAAGUGGCAGGGAAGGGCAGUGCUGGUACAGAUUGCUAAUCCAGCUCGAGGAAAAGGAAAAGAUAUUGAGGAAAUACAAGAAGAAAUACAAACAAGCAUCAAAAGAAUCAAUGACAAUUUUAGACAGCCUGGUUAUGAACCUAUCGUGUUUAUUGAUCGCCCAGUUUCUCUUAGUGAACGGACUGCCUAUUACUCUGUUGCUGAGUGUGUAGUUGUAACAGCUGUAAGAGAUGGCAUGAACCUUACUCCGUAUGAAUACAUUGUGUGUAGGCAGGGCAUCCCUGGUUCAGACUGUACUACAGAGUCCAAUGGUCUGAAAAGCAGCAUGCUAGUAGUGUCUGAGUUCAUUGGAUGUUCUCCUUCACUAAGUGGUGCUAUACGUGUUAACCCAUGGAAUGUGGAAGCAACUGCAGAAGCAAUGAAUGAGGCAAUCUCAAUGGCUGAUGCUGAGAAGGUGUUGCGCCAUGAGAAGCAUUAUAAGUAUGUAAGCACACAUGACGUAGCUUAUUGGUCAAGAAGCUUCUUCCAGGAUCUGGAAAGAACUUGCAGAGACCAUUUUAGGCGACGUUGCUGGGGUAUAGGUCUGAGCUUCGGUUUUAGGGUUGUAGCACUUGAUCCUAAUUUUAAAAAGCUGUCUAUCGACACUAUUGUUUCUGCUUACUCAAAAGCCAAAAAUCGGGCAAUAUUGUUGGAUUAUGAUGGCACUCUCAUGCCUCAAACAGCCAUCAAUAAGGUCCCUAGUCCCGAAGUUAUUUCAAUUGUUAACUCGCUUUGUGAUGAUGAAAGAAAUACUGUGUUUCUCGUGAGUGGACGAGGAAGGGAUAGUUUAGGCCAGUGGUUUUCUCCAUGUGAGAAACUUGGCAUUGCUGCGGAACAUGGAUACUUCUUAAGGUGGUGUGCUGAUAAAGAAUGGGAAGUGGUUGGGCAGAGCAACGAUUUCCAGUGGAUGCAGAUUGCUGAACCUGUUAUGAGGCAGUAUACAGAAGCUACAGACGGGUCUUACAUUGAAACAAAAGAGAGUGCUCUUGUUUGGCAUCAUCGUGAUGCAGAUCUUGGUUUUGGGUCUUGCCAAGCAAAAGAGAUGUUAGAUCAUCUUGAAAGUGUGCUUGCAAAUGAGCCUGUUGCUGUGAAGAGUGGGCAGUUCAUUGUUGAAGUUAAGCCACAGGGAGUCAGUAAAGGUUUAGUUGCAGAGAAAAUUUUCACAACAAUGGCUGACAGUGUCCGGCAGGCUGAUUUCGUGCUGUGUGUAGGUGAUGAUAGGUCUGACGAGGACAUGUUUGAGAUUAUUGGAAAUGCAAUAAAUAGUGGUAUACUUUCUGCAAGCACAGAAGUGUAUGCUUGCACAGUAGGACAAAAGCCAAGUAAAGCCAAAUAUUAUCUUGAUGACACAACAGAAGUUAGAACCAUGCUUCAUGCUCUUGCCGAGGAAUCCACUCCUCCACCUUCAUCAGAAAUUGUAACAUGAAGCUCUGUUUGGAGUAUAUCCUUUCAUGUUUUCUUGUCUGAGUGCCCUUCUCAUUGACUCAACCCUUUGAAGUUGUGCAAAGAAAUAACAUUAGAGCUUGUACUGACAUGUGACUCAUAUUACAUUAUUACUCUCAAAGAAUGAAUGGAGAGGUAUUGUACAGAAUUCUUUGUCAGAUGGCCAGUCCAAGCAGCAUCAACCUAAAAUUAGGCUUAUCUUCUUCGAGAGACCAUUGACUCAUGGGGGUGAGAUUUAAUUGAUCCCAAAUGUUCCAAACCCAGAAGCACUGCUGGCCAACUGGUUACAUAUGUGUGAAGUUGACUCUGAAGGGAGAGCUAUGCCAAAUGGUAAUCUUCAUAGCCUUCAGAAACUAUAUACGUGCUGCGCUUGUUAAAUACAUACCCUUAAUCAAGUUCUUUUAAGAAGGCUGCACCUCAGUUUCUUGCCUUGCAUGUGGCAAGAUGGAGCAUUGAUUGUCAACGACUCAUAACUUGCAUUAUUAGAUCAACUGUAAACAGGUGAUUUUUCUUCUCUUUUACUUCAUUUUUCUAAGGAUCCUUCUUUUUCUAUCUAGGAGUGAGGAUAUUGUUGUUUGGAUACACCAAUUUUAUUGGAUUCUCAUAAUUGUAAAUGCUAUAGAAAUUUACCCUCUCUUUCUUCCUUAUGAUAAGAAUUCUAAACUAAAUUUCGUAGCCUCUACGACAAACCUGGUGAUUGUUAAUAGUGACAUCAAUGACAGUAUUUGUAGUCCAUCAAGUGCAAGUUUGCAGAACAAAGAUAAAUGUCUGAUUUAGUUGUACUAAACUUUCAGUGGUGAUCAAACUUUAUUCUGUAUUGCUCCCUACAGCACAAACAUUUGAUUCCUAAUCUUUGUAUCAUGAAGAUGGAAGUUUUUAUCUA